Messenger RNA from Aaosphaeria arxii CBS 175.79, 1628 nucleotides. RefSeq lists its product as uncharacterized. The record is from RefSeq and is a predicted model, not a curated record. The transcript is spliced from 2 exons. Lineage: Eukaryota; Fungi; Ascomycota; Dothideomycetes; Pleosporales. The coding region runs from base 253 to 1536 and encodes 427 amino acids.
GACGGAUCUGGAGAUAGACGCUUUCGACCAGAAGUACGCCUCCAGUGUUGAAACAUGCCCACAACAAAGAAGUGAACCGGAUGCGGGGAACCGUUGUUCCUAUUCCUUUCGCGGUCUGAUUGUCAAGAGCUGAUAUAUAAUAGCAAUAACAUGUCUCUCUUCAAUCUACAACAACUACAGCUCGCUUCCACCUGCGACAGAUCCACUCGUUCACUUCGGUUCUCAACUGACCAAUCUUUUUAAUUCGUCAAUAUGCACGUCCGCAACAUCUGGAGCGUGGCGCUCCUUGCUUCUCUCGCCCAGGCCGCCCCUGGCCGCGACGAUGAUUACAACUACAGGUUCGAGCACGAGGACUCUUACUCCUCGCAUGCCCCUGCUCGUUCCUCGCAUGCUUGGUCGUCCUCCGCUGCAGCGUCGUCUUCGAAGCACCACCACUCUUCCAAGACUUCCGCCAGGGUCACCUCGUCCUCCGCCGCGGCCUCCUCUUCCGUCAAGUCCUCCAAGUCGCGUUCUUCAAAGGCGGCAUCAUCCUCGGCUUCAUCCUCGGCUUCAUCCUCGGCUCGUUCCUCGAAGUCUUAUUCCUCCAAGGCCUCGUCUACUUCGGCCCAGGUUACUUCUUCUUCGACCAAGGUCAAGCCUACCACCACCAUCGUGUCUACCGUUGUCGUUACGGUCACUAGCAAGCUCCCCAAGAGCAGCCAUGCCGUUAAUACCACGAUCAUUGUCCCGAGCAGCGCGCCGGUCACGACUCCUGUCGUCAUUCCUUCUUCCGUCCCCGUGAAGAACGAGACCAGCAUCGUCCCGCCUCCUAAGACGUCUGGUGCUCCAGUUCCUCCUCCCCCAGCGCCUCCCGCGCCCCCAGCACCUCCAGCACCACCGGCACCCCCAGUUGUUCCCCCGGAGGUACCACCGGCAGCUCCCCCAGCCGCUCCUCCUGCUGCCCCUCCUGCUGCUCCUCCUGCUGCUCCCCCGGCUGCUCCCCCGGCUGCCCCUCCUGCUGCUCCUCCAGCCGCUCCUCCAGCUUCUCCACCUGCUUCUCCCCCAGCUGCCCCUCCGGCUUCUCCUCCUGCUGCUCCCCCGGCUGCUCCUCCUGCUUCCCCCCCUAAGCCAGAGCAACCUGGUGCCCCAGCUCCUCCCAAGCCAGAGCAGCCUGGUGCUCCCGGUGCUCCUGGUGCUCCUGGUGCUCCUGGUGCUCCCGCUCCUCCAGGUGCUCCUGGUGCUCCCGGUGCUCCCGGUGCUCCCGCUCCUCCUGCUGCUCCCGGUGCUCCUGGUGCUCCCGCUCCUCCAGAGGCUCCCGGUGCUCCCGGUGCUCCCGCUCCUCCCAAGCCAGAGCAGCCUGGUGCUCCCGGUGCUCCUCCCGCGCCCGAGCAGCCCACUCCGGCUGUCCCAGGUGUCCCAGAGGUCCCCUCCACUCCCGGCGUUCCCAGCCCACCAGAGUUCACCGGUGCUGCAUCCACCCUCGAGAUGUUUGGUACCCGCGCUGGUCUCGCUGCUGGUGCCAUUGGCUUCAUGGGCUUGGUCUUCGCCGAGCUAUAAGCUUGUCCCCAUAUCUUGACAAGUCAGGUCUCAGGUCUCUAUAUAUCUCAGGACUUUUGACGAGAUAUCAAAGUAUGAUAACGCACCUAAUG